This is a messenger RNA of Trematomus bernacchii (emerald rockcod), 3387 nucleotides long. RefSeq names its product LYL1 basic helix-loop-helix family member (gene lyl1). Gene Ontology annotation, molecular function: DNA-binding transcription factor activity, RNA polymerase II-specific; RNA polymerase II cis-regulatory region sequence-specific DNA binding; protein dimerization activity. Gene Ontology annotation, biological process: regulation of transcription by RNA polymerase II. The record is from RefSeq and is a predicted model, not a curated record. The transcript is spliced from 4 exons. Bases 1068 to 2495 code for a protein of 475 amino acids. Lineage: Eukaryota; Metazoa; Chordata; Actinopteri; Perciformes; Nototheniidae.
CCAGUCCAGUACCUGAGCUCUCCGACUGGCAACCAGCUUAAGCAUUGUUUCUUCUGGGCAAAGAGAGUAAGAAGGGGAAGGGAGAGAAAGGACAGAGAGAGAGAGAGAGAGAGAGAGAGAGAGGGAAUGACAGAUGGACGGGGGGCGGCGGAGAACACCUCCACGCUUUAUGUUCAAACUUCACAACAAAGAAAUAUGAGCGUUUGGACGUUCAAAAUCUGACUUGUGAUUAUUCGGGAAGUUUAUAUAUAUAUAAUUUUACAUUUUAAAAGAGCGAUUCACAUGAGUUGUGUUUUGACGGGUGUCAGACCGCUCUGACCUCAGAAUCUGACGGACAGACAGUGACAGGCUGCAGUGUGAGCGACCUGAAGGAGGAGGGCGUUAAACGCUGAGACGAUACAACAUGUGCGUUCACAGAUCACUUGAACGGAUUUUGCAUGACAGACAGACUUGAUGUCAUAAUGUAUAUGUGAACUCUUUGAUAUCAAUCCAACCUUUGGGGGUCUGGGACGUUUUAAGGCUUAAAAGGAUUUUGACAGACAGAUAUACAGUAGGGACUCGUGCUGCUGGAGAGUCAUUAAAUACCUUGAAUCUGCCGCUCAGGAUUUUACUGAGAAAAUAAUCCACUCCAAUUCAGACCACAUCAACCACCCCGGCUCGACGCUGCACCCAGAGACACUACCUGAGAAGAAUCCCUCCAUUAAAAGGACUGCAGCAUUUGCUUCAGUGGCACCCUCUGUAAUGUUAAAGUGAAGGCAUUAAUACAAGCUCACGUUUACUCACACACAGCCAGCAGGUGCAUGCAUGAUGGGUAAUAAGGCUGGGUGAGAGGGCAGCUGCAGCUCCAUUCAAGGCAAAUAUAAUCGACUCUGACAGACAGCAGACUCACAUUCUGACCCCAGCCAGGGUAAGAGCAUCUGAUGGAUUUCAGGUCUGCCAGAGAAAGAUCUACCUUGAGGUAGAGCAGCUAAAUAUUAUAAUAGUAUCUAAGUGUAACAAAGACAUAUAAAGUAAAGCCACAUAGGGCAGGUUUAAGGUCUCUGUAGGACAAGCUGCAGGUUGUACACAUGAUUAUCACACAUAAGAUACACUGUGCUGAAAGGGAUUCUUCCAGAGACUUCAGCACCAUGAUGGAGAAGAUGAACCCCACCGGCCCACCGGCCUCACCGCCCGACCUGCCUCGCCACCCCUCCUCUUCCUCCUCCUCCUCCGCCACCUCCUCUCCAUCCUGUGCCUCCGUAGAGCAGCACAGUCCCCUCCAGCAGACUUUAGCCCCCUCGAGUGCUAACAAGACCGGGCACAUGGGACACACGGAUGUCCCCUCUUCUGGCUCCAUUCACUCGCCCAUUUCCACAACAACAUUAACUAGUCGCCCUGCAGAUACAGCUGCUGCACCUGAGCCCAUCGCCAUGGAGACCGAGGAGGAGGAGGAGAAGCGACAAGGGCCAAAGAGCACCACAGCCCCUGCCAUUUCGACCAACAGGUCUCCAACUCUGUCCUCCCCACCUCCACUUCUCCCGGCACCUUUCAAGACCUCCUCGGGCCCUCUACCACCUCCAACCUCUGCCGUGUCCUCCUUUUCCUCCUCCUCAUCCUCACCUCUUCCUCCACACAUUCCAGUCAUCAGCCUUGGUCACAGCAAACCCCCGCUCCCUCUCCCGCUCCCAAAUACCCCUUUGACGGCCCUCCACCCGAUUCCCAACCUCCUACAUGGGCUACAUGGGGACCUUCGCCGCAGUCAGCUGACCUGUUCUUCUGGGGGCCCUUCAGCCUCCUCCCCAGGGCCCCUGCUGCCUCAGCAGUACCUCUCUGCACACCCCUUCUUCACCAGCUCUUACCUGGGUCCCUCAGGAGGAAAUUAUGGGGUCAUCAAUAACAGCCGGAUCAAGCGAAGACCCUCGUCACACUAUGAGGUGGAGAUCAAUGACUGCCCUGGACACUCAGACAGUGAUUAUGUGUGUCUAACAGGCCCACCCCAGAAGAUGGCUCGCCGUGUCUUCACCAACAGCCGCGAGCGCUGGCGACAGCAGAACGUGAACGGGGCGUUCUCUGAGCUGAGGAAACUCAUUCCCACACAUCCGCCUGACAAGAAGCUCAGCAAGAAUGAAAUCCUGCGUCUGGCUGUGAAGUACAUCAACUUCUUGGUCACUCUGCUCAACGACCAGGCGCAGGACAAGAGCAGAGACUCAACUGAGGAUGAGGACGAGAGCACCGUGGCAGACCAUAAUAAACAGAACAUCAUUUUUCAGUGCAACACUCCUCCUCCGUCCAACGACGCCCCACCGCCGUCGGCCCGCCCCGGGACCGUCCACAGAGACAGAGACUCAACAGACUCAGUCAUCGCUAUGGUUAACUCCCCAGCAACAUCCAGUUGCUAUGGCGACACGGACAGUGAGGAAAGCUUUGGGGCUAAGACUUCUUUGGUGACCCAUGGCAUUCUGGGAAAGGGCAAGGGUCAGAUAAGGAUGGUGGCAGCCACAAACGAUGAGCGGUGACACCAAAAGACAGCCAACAAAGAGGUGUGAAUGUUAGACUGAUGGACACAAUCAUCGUCGGACACAAAAAGGGUUUGAGGAGCAAGCGUGACUCUCUUUAAUCAGUGAAAUAAGUGGGAGAUGGAUAUUUUAAGACAUUUUUGUUGUUUCAACUGUCUUUAUGUCUUUUCCAGGGUUGUGCAAACAUUGUGUAAGCUCUGUGUUUUGGGAAAAUACUGCUGUGGGGCAGGUUGAGGGGCAUGAAACAUCAAUGAGUAUUUAAACAGACUUUAAAAAGUUUAAUAUCCAAAUAAGGUCCCAAUUUGUCAAACAAUGAGGCUCCAUACCAUAUAUAGAUUAUGCAAAACACUGUGAUGGAAAUAUAUAUAUAUAUUGUCUGAUUUUAAUUCCUACAUGGUAACAAAAAUAAUAAUCUUUUCUCAGAUAAAGAAUUUAGGUUGAAAACCAGAUCUUUUGUUUUCUUAGUCUAAAUGCUGCCUUGGUAACAUUUAUAUAAUUAGCAUUGCCCCAGUAGAUUUAAAGUGACUUAAGAGUGCCACAUACUCUUAUGUGCCUGCAGAGAAGUGCAUGCGAACAAUGCAAUAAUGAACCAAAUUUGCCGUUUUGGAUGUUCCUGCUUUUCUUAUUGUCAGAGAUGGUUCCACCCCAAAAUUGUGAAACACUUGUACCAGACAGAAAUAAAGUGUGUUUUAGAUAGCUGUUCCUUAUUUGACAUCCUCUUAUUGCAUUACAAAGACUGCUCUGUGUCAGCAAGAUGUCUCAACAUUACAAAUGUUUUUCCCGUGUUUGUCAAAAGGUUUAGGGAACAUUUGCGUAUCCUCAAAGAGUUCAGCACAAUUAAAUCUCAGUUGCUAUUGGGUUGGGUUCUGAAAUAAACAAGUGUAAACGUGAA